UUCAUGGCCCCGCUAGUGUUGCACUGUUGCUUAUUCCAGAAGUUUUAACAAUAUUCUUAUUAAUCAUGUGUUUUCAGUGGAAAAAUACUGCAUAUUGACUUUGAGGAUUGCUUUGAAACCUCGAUGAAUCGAGAAAAGUUCCCUGAGAAGGUACCUUUCCGCCUCACUAGAAUGCUUGUUAAGGCAAUGGAAGUCAGCGGUAUUGAAGAAAAUAUUCGCUCCACUUGUGAAAAUGUAAUGCAAGUUCUUCGUACGAAUAAAGACAGUGCAAUGGCUAUGAUGGAGGCAUUUGUUCAUGGUCCCCUAAUAAACUGGCGGCUUUUCAACUUCAAUGAAGUUCCUCAAAUGUCUACACUGCACACCCCUGCUGCAGUCAACAGUGAGGAAUCUGCUUCCAAGAAGCUAAGCUAUUUCAACCACAAAGAGGUGCCAGGGAGAAGGAAUUGCUUCAGGUGGCAUAUAUAGUUUUGUUAUGUUAAACAUAACUAUACCACCAAUGAUCACUAGUAUCAAUAUUACAUAAUGACAUAGAUCAAUCAUGAAAUGUGUAGCGUGAAAAUUACAUGAAAUGUGGCAUGUACAUGUAAAUUUUCAACUGACCCUUCUUUAAUAAACUUUAAAAUCUUAAUUGUUCAGAAUA
Molecule: messenger RNA, 640 nt
Organism: Cuscuta epithymum
Lineage: Eukaryota; Viridiplantae; Streptophyta; Magnoliopsida; Solanales; Convolvulaceae
Source: the annotation of a GenBank genome assembly